AACAGGUUACGUCAGUUCAAUUUUUCAAAUUAAAUCAAGCGAAAGGAAUAACAAAAAAACGCAUCUCUUUAAUUUCAUUAUGAGCAACGGUGAAAUUACCAUUCAAAUCACAGCUUGGAACGAAUUAGCUAUCAAAUAUGCAGCUUUAAUAACUAAAACAGAACAGGUUUAUACUUUACAAAAGGUAGUACCUAAAAUCCCUUCAAAAAAAGAAUUUUUACACACUGCAUCUUUCCCAUAUGAAUUACUAAUUCGAACUUGUACUAUUGUCGUACCUAUUGGCAUUUAUAAAACACCACAACAAAUUGAAAAUAUUCAUGUGACCGAAAUACAUCAAGCCAGAGCAAAAAAUGGAUUAAUAAUAGAAAUAAUUAGUUAUAUAAAAAUGAUUUUCGAAAAAUCACCCAACAAUAAUUUUUACAUUGGUGCGAUCACCGACGGUCAUUAUAAUCUAACUGUUUUGAUUACACUUGACGGAAAAUUUGAGGAUGACUUCACUUAUGGAUCACAAAUUAUGGUAACUGGAAGAAUGCGAGUCCUCGACAAUAAACCACCCUACCUUUCAGUUUCUUCGAUAAGAAAUAUAAAACUACUCGAUGGCGAAAAAAUGUCAUUUUUAAAAACCUUAAAUGGCUAUCAUCCUAUCCCAUAA
Messenger RNA from Vollenhovia emeryi, 652 nucleotides. RefSeq lists its product as uncharacterized. The record is from RefSeq and is a predicted model, not a curated record. The coding region runs from base 80 to 652 and encodes 190 amino acids. The transcript has 3 exons. Lineage: Eukaryota; Metazoa; Arthropoda; Insecta; Hymenoptera; Formicidae.